Messenger RNA from Hypanus sabinus (Atlantic stingray), 1871 nucleotides. RefSeq lists its product as uncharacterized. The transcript is spliced from 11 exons. Lineage: Eukaryota; Metazoa; Chordata; Chondrichthyes; Myliobatiformes; Dasyatidae. Bases 102 to 1871 code for a protein of 589 amino acids. The record is from RefSeq and is a predicted model, not a curated record.
CAAAGCAGGAAAUUGAAACGGAAACGAGCGAAGCAGGAACUUAAAAUCAUUAACGGACAGUUUAACAGUUGUCGAGUUCAGCUUUUUUUAAAUCAGUUGUUAUGAGUUCGUGUGCGGACCCUCCUCUGCUCCCUGUCCGCCAGCGAACGGGGUCAGUAUCCCGGAGCAGGUCCGGCACCGAUCGGUCGGGAAGAGACGUGGAUCGGAUGAGCGUCGGGCACAAGAAUCGUCAACCCCGGGUUGAGAAGUUUAUGUCGCUUCUCAGUCUCCGGAUAUUUUCACUCGUUCGCCUUUUCUCGCUUCUGCUCCAGCUUGGUGUGGUCGGUGCCGAAGCUGAAAGGGAAGAAGUGGUUGGUGUCCUUGGUUCAUCAGUUUUACUGGAUCCUGAAAUCACCGUUGAUUCCAGCAAGAAUGAUAUCCUUUGGACUUUCAAAGCCAGCAACAAAAGCCAUGAUGUUAUUUUGGAUCACAUCCCAGGUGAUGCCACAUUUGAACCAAGUGAACAGUUCAAGGACCGUUUACAAUUCAACGCUUUGAGUGGUGCACUGACGAUAAGCAGAUUAAAUGCCGGUGACCAAGGAGAUUACACCUUCACUGUCGAUGGGAAAGAGUUGAAAACAAUGGAGUUGCUUGUCAUUGAUAAAGAUAAAGAAGAGUUUGCUGUCCUUGGCUCAUCAGUUUUACUGGAUCCUGAACUCAAAGUUGAUCCCAGCAAGAGUGAAAUAGUUUGGACCUUCAUCGGCAGGAGCAUUUUGCAUCAUAUCCCAGGUCACAGCUUAGUGGAACCGAGUGACCAGUUCAAGUUUCGCCUGCGCUUUGAUAUUUCUAAUGGUGCUCUGACUGUGAAUGAAGCAGAACAUGGCGACCAAGGAGAUUACACCUUCAUUGUGGAUGGACAAGAGCUGAGAAUAAUACAACUACGCCUUGUUGAUGAGCUGUCAGAAGCUUCCAUAUUUACCAACAUCGAAUCACUGGGUUUCACGGUCGAGCUCACCUGUGAUGUCUCUGGAGAUCCGAAUGUGUAUCAGUGGCAAAAGAAUGGAGGGGAAAUCUCCCAGCAUCACCAACUAACAGAUGAAAACAGAACACUUGUUAUCCCAAGCGCUUCAUCUGAAGACUGUGGAGUGUACACCUGCAUCACAACCAAUCCUGUCAGCUCCAUCCAGACAAACUACACCUUAAUGUUGCAAGGGCUUUCCCUCAAGGAUGUUAUACUGAUUGCUGUAUUGGCCGCAGGACAGGUGAUUUCUGGACCAUCUCUUCAUUCAGCCGUGUUACUGGACCAGUGGGGGUGGAAAACCCUCGGAGGACGUCCGGGAUAUUUUCUAAUCCUGUGGAUCUGUAAUACUUUGUCACUUAUCGCCAUGUACAUUGUGUUCGUGUAUUGGUCUGUAGUUGGAGGCCUUUCACCGUUGGACUUUGUUGUGAUUUGUGUGUUGAUCGUAGGAUUGCAGCUUUCUUCACUUUAUAUCAAUGUACUUCAGUAUGUGACCAAGAUCUGGGAAUUACUGAAAGAUUCUCAGAUGAUCACAAUUUGGAGGAAGUUGAAAACCGUCUGUGAUAUUGUCCUCAUCAAUUGUUUCAUCAUUGCCUGGAUCGUCAGCGCUACGAGUUCUGGCCUUUCCACCGUGGGAAUCGUCACUAUCGUCUUAUCAAUCGUACUGCCAGUUGUGUUCAUUGUAAUUCUGACGUACCGGAUCAUAAAAAAACGUUUGGACAAAGCAUCAUAUCAGGUUGGUGUAAAGGAUCCCAAUGAUGGUGAGACUAAUUACCAAAUGAAGUCUGUCACCGAGAGACAGGAAUCAGGAAAAGGGCCGAUGACCCCAGGUUUGGUUGGGGAGUUGUGUAUUAAAGAAGAGUUUAAUGGAUGA